Molecule: messenger RNA, 3081 nt
Organism: Centruroides sculpturatus (bark scorpion)
Lineage: Eukaryota; Metazoa; Arthropoda; Arachnida; Scorpiones; Buthidae
Product: beta-1,4-glucuronyltransferase 1-like
Exons: 5
Coding region: 223-1530 (435 amino acids)
Molecular function (GO): glucuronosyltransferase activity
Source: RefSeq, a predicted model, not a curated record
CACACGCUUUCCUUCAUGUUGGCGCAUGCGUGAUUGAUGUGAGUGGCGGAGGAUGAAAGUGAUGGAGAAGAGGAUGGAUCUAGUCAGAGUUCGAUUGCCAAGGGGUAGAGAUGCUUAACGCAAGCUGUUCGGCCAUUCGUUGCAACACAUAAACACCAGAAGCAGAUUAUGUGAUCAUGUUAAAGACUUCUGUAGCAUGAACACCAGUUCUAUCUGGUCAAUAUGCCCUCUAUUUGGAGAAGAGUUGCGGUUCUCUUGGUGGUCGUAAUUGCCGUACUACAGGUGAUUCAUAUGACUCUUUUGAGCCGACUGGAAGCUCGUAAAAACACUCGUCAGAAAAAGGAUUCCAGAAAUCACGGAUGGGAUGCGGUCGAGCAGGAUUAUCGAGAGGCCGAAAUUCAAGAAGACAGAAUGCACAUGUUGGAAACUAUUCAGCAGAGCAGUGUUUUAGAUUCCAGUGGAGAAUUCCGUAUUGUAAAUUUUGUAAUACGUGCCGAUUUAUUAAGCACAAAAAAUCAAGUCCAUCAGGAUGUCAGCCUUGUUUCACAAUCAUCUAUAAAUCAUUUACAUUACAUUCAUCCAUUAUCGCUGCGGUGGCAUGGUCCAAUUUCAAUUGCAGUGUUUAGUCUAGCAAAGGACAUACCCAUUGCAGUGGAGGGCAUCCUUCAUUUGAGACGUUGUUUUCCUGCCAUCAGGCAUAAUACUAGCUUCCAUCUUGUAUAUCCUCUUAACAGCCCCUCUGAUAUAAUGUCACCGUCUUCAUUGUCAUCUUCGUCGUCGUCGUCUCAAUUACUGAUACUAGAUUCUUGUGAGAGUUUGCUGGAAAAGCUGAAAUCUUAUGGUGCUGGAGAAAAUUAUGCUUUUGGUAUUCCUUAUCCGAACAAUCUGUUACGUAACGUCGCUAGAAGAAACGCCAUGACAGAAUUUGUAUUUGUGAUUGACAUUGACAUGGUUCCUAGUAAUCAUCUACAUAAAAAUUUUCUUUAUUUUGCAAACGAAAACCAUCUGUUCUUAGAAUCCCAUAAAGAUGACAAAACUGUUUAUGUUGUUCCGGCAUUUGAAGUGAAGGAAGAUUCAGAAAUUCCACAAGACAAAACAAAUCUUCUACAGCUUCUGGAGUUAAUGGAAGCUAGACCAUUUUAUUUUGAAUUGUGUUGGAAAUGUCAAAAACACACCGACUAUGAAGCGUGGCAGCGCGAACCACCUUCAGAUAAAUUAGCAGUACUGUUCGAAGUUCUGUGGAGAGAUCCCUGGGAACCAUUCUACAUCGGAAGAAAUUCUGCUCCAUUUUACGAUGAAAGAUUUCGUCAGUAUGGAUUUAAUAGAAUUAGUCAGGUAUGUGAACUGCAUGUAGCUGGAUAUAAAUUCUCCGUACUGAAUAACGCCUUUCUAGUCCAUCAAGGAUUGAAGACAUCCACCUCUUUCCACAAGAACAAGGAAUCUGAUCAGGAAAAGAAUCGAAUACUGUUCAGACAAUUCAAAACGGAACUAAAAGAAAAAUACCCAGACUCCUCUCGAAAGUGCUAUUGACGUGUUACGAAAGAUUCUUACAAUUCUUAAAGGUGGGAAGAAGAAAAAAAGAAAAACAUAUUUAUCUUUGGAUUUUGAUCCCAGAGAUAACAUUUCACAAUUGCAAUUUAAAGAAAAGAAGUAGAAUUCCUUUUACUUUUUGAGAAACAUCAAUGAAAAUAAAUGUUCCAGAACAUAAUUCAAAUUCCUUUCCUAUCAAUGAUUCCAGAUGUUCUUGUCUACUUUCCCUUUCUUUCACUAACAGUUUUCUUCUAAAAAGAAAUAUCAUAGGUAACUUAUUAUUAUUUCCUUCAUAAGAGUUGCCAGUUUGAUUUAAAAGCAUCAUUAUUAAAAGAAAGCUAUUAAUCAUUUUGUCAUUUUAUCUCUUAUGAUUUUUUUUCUUUCUUUCUUUCUUUCUUUCCAAUCUCCAUUUUUCUCUAACUGCUUCACUGACAAAUAUUUUCAAAUCAAGAUAAAAUUGCCAGAUUAAAGACUAUAGAAGUAGAAGAAGAAGAAAAAAAAAUUUUCCUCGCUCUUUAAUCCAUAUUUUUAACGCUAACUCGCUGUUGAAGCUUUGAUACAGUCGAGUUUCGAUUGAUGAAAUGGAUCUAAACAAAUAUUAUUCAUUGCAAUGUAGUAUUUGACUUUGAAGAAACCUAUUUGGGAUUAAUUAGAGGAUCUAUAAAGAAGAUUCUUAAAGUGUCACCGAUAAUGCUGUACUAACUGCUAACUUUUCUUACAACGACUUAGAGAUUUAUAAAAGGCUUUUCUCGGCUACCGACUAAUUGAAUUUCGAAAAGUUGAAGUUGUUCAACAUUCUUUGCCAGAAAACUAUUUACUCCAUGACAACGAUUCAAUAGCGCCGAUGAGAAAACAUUUUCCCAGUAAAGCAAAUGAAUGUUCUUCUUAAAAAUCCUCAUUUCUUUUUUAAGUUUUAUACUUGGAAAAUCUAUUGUAUAAAUAUACUUAAAAUACCUGUAUACAUUGUUAAUUUAAACAAUUGUAUUGUUAGUAUACAAAUAAUUAUUAUAGGUUUAGUAUAAUCCACAAAAUGUACAAAGCUUGCAUGCAUUCUAUCAAGUAAUCUCAUGCUUACUCCUAACAAUACAUAUAAUAUACUUUAAGUAUUUCCGUGUUUGUAAUCAAUAAUAGUGAUUUUGAAACGUCUGUAACCGCAGAGAAUCGGAAAAACAAGUAAAUAAGUGAAAAUUUUGUUUAUAAUAAAACAAGAAAAUACUAAUUUAAUGAGUAAAUGAUGUCGACUCAAUGCCUGAAUUUAAUGUUGUAUGAAAGAUAAGGGUAAUUGAGCUGCAAUUUGAAAUAAAUUAUAUACCUCUAAAAUUCCCACUGUUAAUCUGUCCGUUUGUCUGUUCUUCCUUAAUCUCGAGAACGAUGUUAGAUAGAUAAAAUUCGAGACCAGGUAUGGAAAGAUUAUGGCUAGUAGGCCCCGAAUAAAUUCCGGUAUGGACCGGAAGUCGCGUCAUUUCAAUUCAAAAGCUUCCCCCAGAACGGAGUUGCAUAGCUGACCGGCACGACUCUGUUGUUAUCAGAAAAAAUUUGAUGUACAGGGGC